AUGAUGCUUACGAAUAGUUUGAGAAAAGUUUUUGUUGUGGGAUAUGCCAGAACUCCCUUCGGCUCUUUGAGCGGGAGCCUAUCACAGAUACCUGUGCACAAAUUAGCCAGCACAACAAUCUUGAAAGCCCUAGAAAGAAGUCAAAUUGAAAAAGAUGAAAUAGACUCCUUGAUUUUCGGACAAUCCUUCCCCGCCGGAUGCGGACCUUUGCCACUCCAAAGAAUUGUAGUUGCGUCUGGAAUAAACAUGAACGUGAAAACAUACCUAAUAAACAACAUGUGCUGUGGAGGCCUGGACGCAGUUACUAUUGGGUAUGAAAUAAUCAAAGGAGGUAAGGACAUUUGCAUCGUUGGAUCAAUGGAAUCUAUGUCACAGAGUCCAUUUUAUUUGAAAAAAUUAAGAACUGAAAAAUAUCAUCUAGGAAACAACAUCAUAAAUGACAGUAUUGUGUGCGAUGGGUACGAUUAUAUAACUAAUAAUAAAGAAUUAAAAAGAAAUAACAAUAUGGAAUUGUUUUGUAAAAAAUUUAAAAUACCUAGAGUAGACUUGGAUACAUAUGUUAUCAAUUCAUUUAAGAGAGCAGCUAAUGCUUAUAGUGAUAAUUUAAUUCAACAAGAAAUGUAUCCUUUAAUAAUUCAAAGAAAACAAAGUCCAUUAAAGAAUGAAAAAACUAUCAUAGAUAGUGAUGAAAUAUAUAAAAAAUGCAACAUAGAUGAUAUCUGUAAUUUAAGUAGUGAAUCCAUUGUGACGAAUUAUAAUAUAGCACCAUUUGCUGAUGGUGCUUGUGCAAUUGUUCUUAUGAGUGAACGAAAAAUAAAUGAAUUAGAAUUGAAUCCAUUAGCAGAAAUUGUUACUUAUGAUAAUGCAUCUGUGUAUCCUUCAGAUUUUCCUCUUAGCAUUUCUCACUCCAUAACCAAGUGCCUCAAAAAGGGAAAUAAAUCGUCAGUUGAUUAUUACGAAAUUAAUGAAUCUUCCGCGUUAGAUGUAGUAUAUAAUAUGCGUAAUUUAAACUUGGAUGAAUCCAAUGUCAACAUUAAUGGUGGAGCAUUAUCAUUAGGACAUCCAAGUUCAGUAUCUGGUUCCAGAAUAUUCAUUUCACUAAUUACAGUUUUAAAAAAUUUCGACAUGAAAUUCGGUUGUGCUUCUAUAAAUAACUACCUGGGCACAUCCACAUCUGUCAUUGUUGAAAAUUUAUAG
Plasmodium gonderi is the source of this 1197-nucleotide messenger RNA. Its product is annotated as acetyl-CoA acetyltransferase. The transcript has 3 exons. Lineage: Eukaryota; Apicomplexa; Aconoidasida; Haemosporida; Plasmodiidae. Bases 1 to 1197 code for a protein of 398 amino acids. Gene Ontology annotation, molecular function: acetyl-CoA C-acetyltransferase activity. The record is from RefSeq and is a predicted model, not a curated record. Gene Ontology annotation, biological process: fatty acid beta-oxidation.